Molecule: messenger RNA, 121 nt
Organism: Dibothriocephalus latus
Lineage: Eukaryota; Metazoa; Platyhelminthes; Cestoda; Diphyllobothriidea; Diphyllobothriidae
Source: the annotation of a GenBank genome assembly
GAUGAUGAUGAUGAUGACGAUGACGAUGACGAUGACGAUGACGAUGACGAGGAGGGGAACGAUCAAAGAGGACAAUUUUGAUAAUAUACUUCCUUUUGGAAUUUCCUAUCGAACUCUCUAA